This is a messenger RNA of Echinococcus granulosus, 2187 nucleotides long. RefSeq lists its product as hypothetical. The record is from RefSeq and is a predicted model, not a curated record. The transcript is spliced from 6 exons. The coding region runs from base 1 to 2187 and encodes 728 amino acids. NCBI's taxonomy places the organism in Eukaryota, Metazoa, Platyhelminthes, Cestoda, Cyclophyllidea, Taeniidae.
AUGGCGUCCAUUGUGUCUCCCAAUUCUGCCUCUACAUCUUCCACUACCGUCUAUUUGCGUCGCGAUCACAGUGCCACCAGUAGCUUUCGCCGUCCACCCACAGUGCGUAGUCUUGUUCUGUCCGAAAUGUUUCUCCCAUUGGAGAACACCUCUCCCCUCUCUUCCGGACGCUCGCGCUCUGCCUGUCGUUCCUGCCUUUUCUUGGAGCCCUCCACUGACGACCAGAUGCCUCCUCUUCCUCCUACUGCCCCUCAAAAUCGAAAGGCAAAUGUAUCUUCAUCUCUCCAACGCUCCGAUUCCUUCCUCUCUAAAUUGCAGUCCCUCUUCUUCAUCAAACGAUCUGGCACGUCUCACGUCAAGCCAGAGAAGUCACCGACAGCUCCGAAAAUUCAGCCUCCUCUUAUCAACUACGCCUCCUUCGCUUCACACUUUCGUGGACGGUCUCAGUCCUCCGCGUCGCGUAAUUACACCCGCUUCAAAAAAAACGCCUCGGCACAGGCCUCACCUGCCCGCAGUGUGGAAAAAGAGCCCCUCGUCUACUCCACACCUCCCCCGAAAUUGACUUCCACAAGCACAUCGCUCACCAGUUUUACUUCAUCACCUGCUCCGCCCCAACGGCCGAAGAACCUCCCACUUGUGCAGCGCCGCCAACGAAAUCUCGCCGUAGCCAAUCCGUCAGCUAUCCAAAAUAAGCACUUUUCUGCUCACCUACCUGGCGAGGUUCUGCAUGCUCCCCCACCAAGCCAGUCGUCCUCAGAGGUGAUGUUGGAGACCUUCUAUCACAGUGAAAUGGCAGUGGACUCCGUGGAUGCUCUGGGUAUCACGUCCUUGACUAAGCGAACCGCGUUGGGACGGGGUGGUGGAGGAGAGAAGAGAAGGCGGUUUCACUUCAGGCACCUGAAGCGUUUCGCAUAUCCAAUCGGUCUUUGGAGUGCCAGUUCGGUGGCGUCGCUUGGCUUGUCGCUUCAUCGAUCUUCCACUGUCCGCCCCACAGCCGCGGGUGUCGCAGAGACGAACUCCCUUCACGGGCUUCGGCAGCGCUCGCCCUCCGUGUCUUCCAAUGACUCAGCCGUAGAAUUGAUGCCGUGUGCUUUGACAAAGUUGGAGUGGAUUCAACAUCACCCCAGCGCUAGUCUUGUCUACGCUUCACCGACAAAUCGUAUCUAUGAGGAGGUAGCCCCGACGCCGACUGUGGUGACGCCAGGUCUCACGGAAAAGACACCAACCACUGCGCAACCCUCUCAUUGCCUCGGUGACUCAGCCCUUGCUCGCUCCGCCUCAACCACUACGCUGACCAGCGUUGAGACCGAGGUGGAGCCGACCUAUGCCGUUCCACUGUCUACUGCGGCCGUCUCCACCGGCCCUCCGCAGCUUCCCGUGCCUCCACCGGUGCCUCCUAAGGGUACGCUUAACACUGCUCUGCUGGAGUUGGGGGAUCACUUAGUCAGCUCCACGCCUCCAGCUCUUACGGCAUCGCCUCAACCGCCGGUGUUUGUGGAGAAGAACCUUCAUCACCGACGAGCAGCAAGCGCCUUGCGAGUCUCCUACCAGCGGUCACCACGUUUUGACGACUCUGUCCACAGUCGACGUCCAGCCUCCACAGUCUCUCCUUCCGGUUCGACUACUACUACGAUGGCAAGCAGCAUCAGUAGCAGUUGGUACGCUGAUAUUCUUCCUUACAAACCCUCCACCCUCCCAGAGACCCUGGCCGAUCGCCUGAGACAGCGUAACAGUUUCAUCCUCUCCACCCCGGCUCCGCCCUGCGAUGACCUCAUGACGCGGUCGCUCUUCGAGCCGCGUCAAUCCUCGGAGAGCAGCGUGCGAAUCUUGCCGAGUCGUUCCGCGUCUCGCACUCGACCCGUCUCCUUUCAUGACGCUCCCUCAACUUCCAUCAACCUCCCCUCUCUGGACCAUCUGUUGAAACCAUCAGAGGGCAGAAAGGCGCUUCCACAGGCUCCUGAAGUUGUCCCACCAUUGAAGGGAGGGCUGCUGUUGCAGGAGCCGCUCCCAGUCCAGCCAUCGGAUUCACCUUUAUUGGGACAGUACUGUAGAUUGAAGCUGGUGAUACCUCCUUCUUCCUUUUCGACCUCAUCUGACUCUGCGUCAGGUGGAGAUUUCGCUUAUCGCCUUAACCGAUGCAGCUGGGAGAUCAGUGACAUCGGUCCGGAUAUCAGUAUCCUCCCAUGA